This is a messenger RNA of Drosophila grimshawi, 1572 nucleotides long. RefSeq lists its product as uncharacterized. Lineage: Eukaryota; Metazoa; Arthropoda; Insecta; Diptera; Drosophilidae. Bases 20 to 1036 code for a protein of 338 amino acids. The record is from RefSeq and is a predicted model, not a curated record. The transcript has 5 exons.
ACAAACGAUAAAUACUAAAAUGGAGUUUGCGAAGCGUAAAAAUAAUGCAAAUUCAGCUUCGCGCGAGAAACGCUUUAAAAUUGACAAUGAUGAGCAGAAGCAGGUGAAUCUAUGGGAUCUGCCGAUGGGACCACUGCAACUAAUCAUCUCCAAAGUGAGUCCCAGCAAACACACGCUGCUACGCGACGCAUCUCCGGCACUAAGAGUGGCGCACUCCCAAUACAUGAUGCACAAAUACAAGAUCUAUACACAAUUUCAUAUGCUCCAGCAGGCUGACAAGGAUGAUCAUCCGCUGAUGGUGCGCCAUGUUUUGCAGGUGCUGGCCGAGGCAACGGAGUAUUACAUAAAUGCUGGCUAUGAUCUGAUCUUUGCAGGCUGUCUGCUGCGCUCCGACCACUUCGAGCAGCUGGAAAUUGGUGGGCAGGCCAUCGAUGUGACACAGAUGCAUCAAUUUCUACAUGAGUUCUACACUCAUGUGGAGGCGACACCAACGUGCUCACAUCUCAAACAGCGCCGCUUGAUCUACACCGUAACGCUGCUGAAUAUUUUGCGGCAAUUUCAACGCUUUCAAAUUGUCAGCUCCGUCACCCCGUUGCUCCACUGGCAGCUGCACAUUGAGCUGUGUGGCAUCUACUUUGGCAUCAAUCACGUAGCCAAACUGCACGCAAGCGAAAAGAAUAAAUUUAUUGACUUUCUGGCCAUCAUGGCGGAACUGCUCGUUUUGGACAUGGCCGACGAAACUGUGAACCGCUACACGGAGAUCGGUCAGAGCAUCUACAUCUACGGCCGGAAGCAGCAACAGGCGUUGAAUUCGCGCACACCUCGUAUCAAUUUGAAGUUGAGCAUACUGGGGCCAUCAGGCGUGCGAGGUCUGCUCGAGGAUGUGAUCAAUGGAAAAGUGCCAGCAGCCUCGGAUGUGAUUUACCCAUCCGUGGACGAAAGUGCGCUCAACAUUCAAUUGGAGGUGUGGACCACGAGUCGCAACGAAAUUAUUGGCAAUAAUUCCAUGCAAAUCUGCGUUGUCUCCUUGGCAUAGUGCCAUUUGUAAAAUAAAGCACGAUUUUUAUGUAAACAAUAACAAAAUGAAAGCAGACACUUCAAUUCACUUGUUGUUUUAUAAUUGCAGAAGUUGUUUGAUAUUAUCGAUAUUUAAAUUUACAUUAUUAUCGAUUUCCUCACGACAAGCUCGCCCGCAUUAAGACCUAAAGCUUAUCUUGGCAUGUCCACUCUUCAUUUUCUUUUUGAAAGAGAGAGAGAGAGAGAGGGACGCAAAUGAAUUAUGGCAGGCCGAAAUUUGAUCAGUGUAACGCUGGCUGCUGAACAAGCAUGUUGACAUUUGAGAAGAACAAAGUACUGGUGAUUGCGGUCAACGUGGUGGUGAUCGGUUUUGUUAUCCUCGUGAUAAUUCUAAUGUUAUAACCAGGGAGAAUGUUCGAGUCCAGUGAGCAAAAACAUCAAUUGCUUUUAUGUAUUUCAUAUAUACAGUGUAAAACGAUCUUUCACCUGUAACUGGACACUCACCGACAUGUCAUCGUCAACGAGUCGAAACAAUAAAGUGAUCAAUUAAAUUAA